Pieris napi is the source of this 977-nucleotide messenger RNA. RefSeq names its product pre-mRNA-splicing factor ISY1 homolog. Gene Ontology annotation, cellular component: Prp19 complex; post-spliceosomal complex; post-mRNA release spliceosomal complex. The coding region runs from base 152 to 943 and encodes 263 amino acids. Gene Ontology annotation, biological process: mRNA 3'-splice site recognition; generation of catalytic spliceosome for second transesterification step. The transcript has 7 exons. The record is from RefSeq and is a predicted model, not a curated record. NCBI's taxonomy places the organism in Eukaryota, Metazoa, Arthropoda, Insecta, Lepidoptera, Pieridae.
UAUUAUCUGUAUUCUGUUCAAGAAGCAGUUAAUAGUUAUAUUGUUUGCACUUUCCGAAAAUAAAUAAUAAAACGUUUUAAUCUUAUUAUUUAUUAAAAAGAAUAAUAUCAAUAAAUCAGGAAAUUGGAUUGAAUAUAUAAAAUAACUGACAAUGGCUCGAAAUGCUGAAAAGGCUAUGACUACUUUGGCUCGCUGGAGAGCAGCCCAAGUUCAAGAAGCUGGAGGACAGCGCGAGCGGCGGCCUUACUUAGCAUCAGAAUGUAAUGAUCUACCACAAGCCGAGAAGUGGAGACUCCAAAUUGUAAGAGAAAUUGCUAAGAAAGUGGCACAAAUACAAAAUGCUGGACUUGGAGAAUUUCGGAUACGCGAUUUGAAUGACGAAAUUAACAAGUUAAUGCGGGAAAAACGUCAUUGGGAAGUGCAGAUAAGAUCACUAGGCGGGCCGGACCAUGCGAGAGUGGGCCCCCGGAUGUUGGACCAAGAUGGCAGGGAAGUGCCAGGAAAUAGGGGAUACAAGUAUUUUGGUGCCGCCAAGGAUUUACCAGGAGUGAGAGAAUUAUUCGAGCAAGAGCCUCCACCUCCGCCGCGUAGAACUCGCGCCGAUCUGAUGCGUGACGUGGAUGCAGAUUACUACGGGUACAGAGAUGAUGAUGAUGGGCUCCUGGAACCGUUGGAGAAGGAAGCAGAGAAAGACGCAAUAGCGAGAGUAAUGGACGAAUGGGAAAGAAAUAAAGAGCAGAACACGGAAGAAGAUUUACCCGAAGAGGAGAAUAUCUAUCCAGAAGACCCUGAAGACAAAAGACUAGAAGACGACGAAGAAAAGCCAGUUUCACACGUAGCAGUGCCUUCACAGAAAGAUGUAGAAGAAGCAUUACUCAGAAGAAAGAAACAAGAGUUAUUGGAGAAAUAUGGAUGUCUCGAUGUAAAGAUUGAAGGAAGUUGACCUUAGUUAAAAAUAAAUGUAUUUUUACAAAAAA